Molecule: messenger RNA, 1994 nt
Organism: Meleagris gallopavo (turkey)
Lineage: Eukaryota; Metazoa; Chordata; Aves; Galliformes; Phasianidae
Biological process (GO): fat cell differentiation
Source: RefSeq, a predicted model, not a curated record
UGACAUAGCACGGUCUCGUAUUGAUCGCAAUUCACAGUAGCACUUAAUAACGAGGUUCCAAAGAAGCAGUGAGGCGAGGUGUGGAUACGCAAAGCCCACAGGUGGAUGGAAUAGCACUGAUUUCUGCUUGUUUGUCCUCACCUGGUGACCUGGAGGGCCCUCGAGCUCGGCUUUUGUUCAUCACUUUUUAUUAAGGAAUUUUAGCAUCUUCCAUCACGUGUAGUUCAAUUUGACCGGUAAACCCUCAGCUGUUGCACAGCAGUUAACAGAGCAGCACAUCUCGGUGCCUGGGGAGAAGUGAUGAAAACCAAGUUACCAAAGCCACCUAUCUGCUCCUAAUUCAGCUUCUGCUGGGCUCCUUUAUUAGGCAGUGUAUAGAGAGACGCGUGUCCUAUGAAGCAUAUAGCUUGCCUUUCUUGGAGUGAAGGGAAACAGGAAGGCAAUUAAUAUUAUAUUUUCCAGAUGGACUCACUAAUAGAUUGAAAUAUGCAGAGAAGGUUAAAAAUGGGAUCUGUACUAAUAUGGGACGUAUAUGUACUCCAUGUCAAACAAGAGCACCUGGGAUAAGCAUUUUUUAACUAGCUAGUAGUUGUGUUCUAAAUCUCUGCAAGCCUGAUUCUGUGUUACUGAUUUCUCAGAAGUUACCUUCACUACCAAUUUCAAAGAGCAAUUGAAGUGCUUGGUUAUACCCUUGUAUUAGAAGAUAUAAGAAUCCCUUUAACUACCAUUUUAACAUCAGCCUUGAAGGCUUUCUAAUUUAUUCUUAUCCUGUAAUUACCAGCUGAAGCAGUGACAAUCAAAUCAGAUGUUUUCUCAGGUCUCCUUAUCCCGUACUUAAUCCAUUUCACUCCCUCCCUGCCCUUACAGGGCUGUUCCUUUUGCUAUCUGUGCUGAGGAUACCCGUGGUCCUCUUGUGCUUAACACAGUGAUGCAAUCAGAGUUCUAAAAGGAUAGUUAGUAAAGAAUAAGCAAGCUGUUCUAAACUUAGAUUAACCCGAAGCUAGCAAUGAAGUAUCCUCCAGUUCCUUUGGUGACUGAGCUGACUUUGCCUGUUUUCUUUUGCCUUUCUUUGCCAUAUGUACUGACACUGAUCAUAGUAGUGAUCUGGCUACGGCUCUUACUUAAUGAAGAAGAGAUGCCUCCUGCAGAAGAAACUAAGAAACAAUCUCUGAUUGCUGAUGUGUCUCAUUCUGAAUCUAAAUUUGAAGAUGAACCAACAGAUGAUGAAAGCCAGGAUGAUACAGCAAGUACAGAAUUUAAAGAGGACAAACAAUCUAGUGGUCCUGUGGGACAACCAAGGCCCAAACCUGCUUAUCUGAGUUCAAAGCCAAAAGCAAACUGCGAGCUCAGACAGCUGGUCCCAGAACCAAAGAUAAAACCCUCCCACGUGGGAAGGAGUGUUCUCUGUAACAUCAUGAUGCUGCUGUGCUCCAUGCUUUGGUCUCUCAUCUGGACUUUUCUCAGCCAUUUGCUCCAGAUCUGUAAUGUCCUGAGGAUUCGGCUUCUGCCAUCCUCUCUGGUUGUCGAUGUGGCUCGGCUUUGUGAUUUGCUGCGUGGAAAUGUUGUGAAAAUCCUGGGCUCCCCGAGGCUACAAAGCAGACGGCUGUUAACUUCAAUCUUGGGGAUGAGAUACAAGAAAACAGAACAGAGUGCGGUUCAGAGGACUGCCUCAAGGUAGAAAUGAAGCUGGUAGUUCUAUGACCAUUAGUAGCAAUCCUGUUCAGCAUCAGUGAAAGCUACUCCAGCAUGGCAGGGAGAGGUUAAUUCUCUAAUAAAGAAAUGCAGUCAGGACUAAGCUGCUGCACUCAAGUCACAGCAGCUACUUUCCAAAUAACCAGUAUUGACUGGUUGUAUGUUAUUAAAUGGACCACAGCAAGUAGUAUCUCACACAGAGCUUGGAAGUGUACUCUGCUACUCUCCUACUGCAAAGUACAAAUCACUUUCAGAGUGGCUAAACGCCCUUAGCCUGUAUGGAGCUGCGCAGAAUACACCCU